This is a messenger RNA of Helianthus annuus (common sunflower), 1148 nucleotides long. RefSeq names its product flavonol 3-sulfotransferase-like. The record is from RefSeq and is a predicted model, not a curated record. Gene Ontology annotation, biological process: sulfation. Gene Ontology annotation, cellular component: cytoplasm. Lineage: Eukaryota; Viridiplantae; Streptophyta; Magnoliopsida; Asterales; Asteraceae. The coding region runs from base 74 to 997 and encodes 307 amino acids. Gene Ontology annotation, molecular function: sulfotransferase activity. The transcript is spliced from 3 exons.
UUCCUUCCCUACUGCCUUCUAUUCACCUGUAGCAACCGUUACAAAAGAUGAAGAAAAGGCACGAAAGGAAAAGAUGUCGAUCCUCAUCGAACGAUACAAGGACAAAGUCUCUACUCUUUCAACAACUCCCGAUAAUCAGCUAUGUAAGUAUGAGGAUUUCUGGUAUUUCCACGGUUUUUGGUAUCACUCAAAAGCUGACUUCACAGUUGAAGCGGUUAUGGCCGUGCAAGACGAUUUCCAAGCUCUACCAACCGAUAUCUUCUUAGCAAGUCAUCCAAACACCGGCACAACAUGGCUUAAGGCCCUUGCCUUUGCCAUUGUGAACCGAGGCAAAUUCAAAACGGGGAUCGCUUCUUGUCAAACUCACCCAUUGCUCACCAUUAGCCCGCAUGAUUGUGUCCCCUUCAUAGAGACCGAGUCUUUCUUGAACAACCCUUCUUAUGCCAAUGGCCUCCUUGCUACCCAUAUACCCUACACUUCUUUACUUAAAUCCAUCAUUACUUCCGAUUGUCGGAUUGUUUACAUAUGUAGAAACCCUAAAGAUGUGCUCAUUUCUUUAUGGCACUUCGUUCAAUCUCCUUUGAAGAACACCAUCAACGAAUCUAAUUCAUGCCCGAAUUGUAUAAGUCCAUGUGGAUCUUUUUGGGAUCAUGUGGUAGGGUACUAUAAGGCCAGUUUAGAACGACCGGAUAAGGUAUUGUUCUUGAAGUACGAGGAUUUAAAGAAAGAUCCAAAGAAUGUGGUUAAGAAAUUAGCCAAAUUCAUAGGUAACCCGUUUACAGAAGAGGAGGAAUCUGAUGGAUCAGUGGAAAAGAUAAUCGAACUUUGUGGUUUUGAGACCUUGCACAAGGUAAAUAAGGUUUCAUCCGACCAGGUCUACUUUCGAAAAGGCGCUGUUGGUGAUUCGGGUAGUUAUCUCACGACUGAAAUGAUCCAAACUAUGGACAAGAUUACCAAAGAAAAGUUUGAUGGUUUAAGUAUCUCAUUUGAAGCAUGAUAAAUCGCUUGGUUAUAGAUGUGAUUAUACUUUUUUAUUUAUGUGUGUAUUGGUAGUAUUUUUUGUUUUUACUUUUUUAAGUAGUUGUGUGCCUACGUAUGCUUUCUGGAAUCUGACAUCUUGGUUAUGGUUUUUGGAACCGAGGGUCUCA